CCUCGCAAACUACUACUGCUGCUACACAAUGCCUCACCAUUCCAAUGCAAACUACCGAGUCACGGACUCCACCGGGUCUAUCCACUCUGAAAUCGAGCUCGUAAUCGACUCACCAACGAACUCACCCACCCGGAACCACUACUACUACAGAAUGCAUCACAAAAACAAUGCAAACCACCGAGUCACGGACUCGGUCGGGUCGAGCCACCCCGAAAUCGACCUCGUAAUCGACUCACCCAACCCGAACCACACCACUCCAACCAAGGCUCUAAUCAUCAUCCCUUUCAUAGCCAGGUUCCACGCCGGUUACUUCCGCAUAAGCCUCUCGUUGUGCAGCCAGGCUCUGCUCUGGAAGACCCUCCGCGAACCCCCGGCCGCCUCGCCCGACCCCGCUGCCCUCCACCGCCUCUUCCGCACGCUCCUCCCGGGCCCGGCCUUCACCGUCCUCUGGUCCCUCUCUCUCCUCACCCUCCUCACCCUCUCCUCCCUCUACGCCCUCCGCUGCCUCUCCCACUUCCACCUCGUCCGGAACGAGUUCAAGCACCACGUGGGCGUCAACUACAUGUUCGCCCCGUGGAUCUCCUGGCUCCUCCUUCUCCAGUCCUCGCCCUUCAUCUCCCCAACUUCAACUUACUAUCUCACCCUCUGGUGGCUCUUCGUUGUUCCCAUAGUGGCCCUCGACGUCAAGAUAUACGGCGCGUGGUUCACCAAGGGGAAGAGGUUCUUGUCGGCCGUGGCCAACCCGACAAGUCAGCUGUCAGUGAUCGGGAACCUGGUGGGGGCGUGGGCAGGGGCGCGGAUGGGGUGGAGGGAAAGCGCGGUGUGCUUGUUCUCGCUGGGGAUGGCGCAUUACCUGGUGCUGUUCGUCACGCUGUACCAGAGGUUGCCCGGGGGGAACGGGAUAACGGGGAUGCUGAGGCCGGUUUUUUUCUUGUUUUUCGCGGCGCCGAGCGUGGCUAGCUUGGCUUGCGAAGCAAUUUGGGGCUCGUUUGAUUAUUCUUCCAAGAUGUUCUUCUUUCUGUCGCUCUUUCUGUUCUUGUCCCUGGUUUCGAGGCCAAUGCUAUUCAAGAAAUCAAUGAAGAAGUUCAACGUGGCUUGGUGGGCUUACUCAUUCCCUUUGACAGUUCUAGCCAUUGCUUCAACAGAGUAUGCACAGAAGACGAAAAGCACCAUAGCUCACGUGCUCAUGCUCGUGUUAUCCCUGCUUUCAGUCCUGGUUUCUCUUGUUCUGAUGGUUUUCACUGGGCUGAACACUAAUAUGCUCUUGCCAAUUCACGAUCCCUAUUCUAGUUAGCCCUAGCGGUGCACCUCGCGGUGUGAUCAAGUAUAUCUGCCUCUUGUGCUGGUUGGGUUUGGCUUCUCGCCAGCCUUCAUUCCUUAAUUUGCGUUUUGGACGGCGCGUGAUUGUCCAAGGUUUCCUGCCAACCUGGUUGGGAUGUUUGUCCUUGGUUGUGAUGCCGUACAUUUUAUCCUCCACUUAGUUUUUAUA
Molecule: messenger RNA, 1489 nt
Organism: Rhododendron vialii
Lineage: Eukaryota; Viridiplantae; Streptophyta; Magnoliopsida; Ericales; Ericaceae
Product: S-type anion channel SLAH1-like
Exons: 3
Coding region: 29-1294 (421 amino acids)
Biological process (GO): transmembrane transport; intracellular monoatomic ion homeostasis
Cellular component (GO): membrane
Molecular function (GO): voltage-gated monoatomic anion channel activity
Source: RefSeq, a predicted model, not a curated record